CUCACUGUGUGUGACUCUGGGCACGCUGCUUAAGCUCUCUGAGCCCUGGUGUCCUCAUUUACAACACAGGGAUGAUAACAGAACUCCGUUGGAGGGUGCUUGGCAGGGCUGAAUCGGAUGACUGGGCGAAAAGCCAGCGGUGGCACACCUUGCACUCUGCGUAAAGGGGCGCCUAUUAUCACCUUGGGGAAGAACUGGACAGAGCGCCUGGCGGCGGGUGAUUCAGUUGGGUGCUCUGGGGCCAGGUGCCACCGGCCAUUGUCCAGGCAGCUGUGUGCAAGCCAAAGAAGCAUGAGGACACUGGAAGACUCCUCGGGGACAGUCCUGCACCGCCUCAUCCAGGAGCAGCUGCGCUACGGCAACCUGACUGAGACGCGCACGCUGCUAGCCAUCCAGCAGCAGGCCCUGAGGGGUGGGGCUGGAACUGGGGGUACAGGGAGCCCCCAGGCCUCCCUGGAGAUCCUGGCCCCAGAGGACAGUCAGGUGCUGCAGCAGGCCACCAGGCAGGAGCCCCAGGGCCAGGAGCACCAGGGCGGUGAGAACCACCUGGCAGAGAACACCCUCUACCGGCUAUGCCCACAGCCCAGCAAGGGAGAGGAGCUGCCCACCUAUGAGGAGGCCAAAGCCCACUCGCAGUACUAUGCGGCCCAGCAGGCAGGGACCCGGCCACAUGCGGGGGACCGAGAUCCCCGUGGGGCCCCGGGAGGCAGUCGGAGGCAGGACGAGGCCCUGCGGGAGCUGAGGCAUGGGCACGUGCGCUCGUUGAGUGAACGGCUCCUUCAGUUGUCCCUGGAGAGGAACGGCGCCCGGGCCCCCAGCCACAUGAGCUCCUCCCACAGCUUCCCACAGCUGGCCCGCAACCAGCAGGGCCCCCCACUGAGGGGCCCCCCUGCUGAGGGCCCAGAGUCCCGAGGACCCCCACCUCAGUACCCUCAUGUUGUACUAGCUCAUGAGACCACCACUGCUGUCACUGACCCACGGUACCGUGCCCGCGGCAGCCCGCACUUCCAGCAUGCUGAAGUCAGGAUCCUGCAGGCCCAGGUGCCUCCUGUGUUCCUCCAACAGCAGCAGCAGUACCAGUACCUGCAGCAAUCUCAGGAGCACCCCCCUCCCCCACAUCCAGCUGCUCUCGGCCAUGGCCCCCUGAGCUCCCUCAGUCCACCUGCUGUGGAGGGGCCAGUGAGUGCCCAGGCCUCCUCAGCCACCUCGGGCAGUGCCCACCUGGCCCAGAUGGAGGCCGUGCUGAGGGAGAAUGCCAGGCUGCAGAGAGACAAUGAGCGGCUGCAGAGGGAGCUGGAGAGCUCUGCGGAGAAGGCUGGCCGCAUUGAGAAGCUGGAAAGCGAAAUCCAGCGGCUCUCUGAGGCCCAUGAGAGCCUGACCAGAGCCUCCUCCAAGCGUGAGGCCCUGGAGAAGACCAUGCGGAACAAGAUGGACAGUGAAAUGAGGAGGCUGCAAGACUUCAACCGGGAUCUUAGAGAGAGAUUGGAAUCUGCAAAUCGCCGCCUGGCAAGCAAGACACAGGAGGCCCAGGCCGGCAGUCAGGACAUGGUGGCCAAGCUGCUUGCUCAGAGCUACGAACAGCAGCAGGAGCAAGAGAAGCUGGAGCGAGAGAUGGCACUGCUGCGCGGCGCCAUCGAGGACCAGCGGCGGCGUGCCGAGCUGCUGGAGCAGGCUCUGGGCAAUGCGCAGGGCCGGGCAGCUCGAGCCGAAGAGGAGCUGCGCAAGAAGCAGGCCUAUGUGGAGAAAGUGGAGCGGCUGCAGCAGGCGCUCGGGCAGCUGCAGGCAGCCUGUGAGAAGCGGGAGCAGCUGGAGCUGCGUCUGCGGACUCGCCUGGAGCAGGAACUCAAGGCCCUGCGUGCACAGCAGAGACAGGCAGGUGCCCCAGGUGGUAGCAGUGGCAGUGGUGGGUCUCCAGAGCUCAGCGCCCUGCGACUGUCAGAACAACUGCGAGAGAAGGAGGAGCAGAUCCUGGCGCUGGAGGCCGACAUGACCAAGUGGGAGCAGAAGUAUUUGGAGGAACGUGCCAUGAGGCAGUUUGCCAUGGAUGCGGCUGCCACGGCUGCUGCUCAGCGUGACACCACUCUCAUCCGACAUUCCCCCCAGCCCUCACCCAGCAGCAGCUUCAAUGAGGGUCUGCUCACUGGUGGCCACAGGCAUCAGGAGAUGGAAAGCAGGUUAAAGGUGCUCCAUGCCCAGAUCCUGGAGAAGGAUGCAGUGAUCAAGGUCCUUCAGCAGCGCUCCAGGAGAGACCCUGGCAAGGCCAUCCAGGGCUCCCUGCGGCCUGCCAAGUCGGUGCCAUCUGUUUUCGCGGCUGCGGCAGCAGGAACCCAGGGCUGGCAAGGGCUCUCUUCUAGUGAGCGACAAACAGCAGACGCCCCUGCUCGGCUGACUACAGACAGAGCACCCACAGAGGAGCCAGUGGUCACAGCUCCCCCUGCUGCCCAUGCCAAACACGGGAGCAGAGAUGGGAGCACCCAGACUGAGGGCCCCCCAGACAGCACCUCCACCUGCCUGCCACCGGAGCCUGACAGCCUUCUGGGGUGCAGCAGUAGCCAGAGAGCAGCCUCUCUGGACUCUGUAGCUACAUCCAGAGUCCAGGACUUGUCAGACAUGGUGGAGAUACUGAUCUGAAGGAGGUGGUGCUUCAGGACUCUGAGCCAUUCUCUCCCCUCCUCUGCCCUGUGCCACUCUCAGCCAUUUCAGCAGCCCCGUCAACCGCUGCUCCGUCCCUUUCCCCAGCCAGACACUCAUUCCCAUUGACCAUCUGGUCCCAGGAGCUCAGGAGGAGGACCCCAGGGGAGAGGAGAGCUGUGAGAGCACCGGCACCCCCAGAAGACUCUGCUUCUUAGCCCACAUUCCUCCGGGCCUUAUGGAGAAUGAGGAUUCAGCCUUGACUUCUUGCCCAAGGCCUGCUACUGGGGUAGCAACUGACAGCUCAGAAAGGAGCUGAGCUCCCUCUGCCCUGCCAGUUGUCAGUCAGGCAGGGAGGGAGUGGCUGUGUUGGUUUGGGGAACUAAUUUCCACGGACGGCUGCCCGUGGACACCAGGUGGACUGGUUCACUAAUCAAGUCAGCCAUAUUGUUCUCUGGCUAAGUUUGGUUCCAGCCAACGUCAUCUGCUCUUCAGUUCCUCACUGCCUUCUUGGGAUACUAAGACUUGAAUUUUUUGGGGACUAUUAAGGGUGUUAGUCUUGGAGAAGACACAGCCUCACCUUCUCACUUGCUGUGGGUGAGGGGCCAUUUAAGUGGACUGGGAGACAGUGCGCAGUUUGUAUAUAAUUCCCUUUCUUGUGGAACAGAAGACUGAGGCCUGCAGGUUCCGAUGUGUCUCCAUGGGCUGUGCUCCCCUCUUCCUACUGUCAGUUUCUGAAACUUCUGACUGGCCUCCCAGUUAUGCCUCCUCCUCAAGUUCCUGGCCCGUGGAUGUUAAAGCUGCUCGAUUCCCAGGAUCUCGGCUGCCUUUUCCUCUAUCUUGAGCCCUAUAAAUGCCCACGGGACCCCCACCACCAGCCUCUUGAAGUGGCUCCACAGCUCCUGUCCCUGGAACAUCCUGUCAGUUUGGUCAUAAACCCUGAGCCAGAUGAAAUGAGCCACCGUGAACAGACAUCUGCCAUGCCCCCAGGUGGGCUUCGGUGGCCCUACCCGGUACCAGUUCUUUCUGAGAAACUGGAGAUGUCUUGUUAGCAUAAGUGUCUUCAUUCCCACCUGGAGGGUUUGGGAGAGGAGCAAAGCAGUUGAAAACUAGUUAAUGAGCUACAAGAGUCAAAUAGUCCUCUGAAUGGAGCCCCCAUCACAAAACAGUGCCCAGGAGGCUGGCUCCUCAAGCUACCCAUGCCCAGCGCCCUAAAGCAGCACCAGAUGCUUUGGAAUUGGGGUGAAACACCCACAUGGCAGCCUGCUAGCAGCAGUGACUUUGACUUCUGGUCUUAAAGAGUCCCUCACUUCAGCCCCAGGAGCUAUUGGUGGGUUUUAGCAGUUUUGUCUUUACCGUUUUUAGUUCUCCUUGAUUCUUUGUUUUCUUCCUUUAUCGUUUUUAGGUUUGGUAUGUGUUGUUUUAUUUCCAUGGUUCCUCAAGUUUCCUUUUUAAACAUUUGCAUUUGCUGGACAAUUGCAAUUUUUUUUAAAAAAUUCCCCUACCCCUGUUUAAAGCUGAAAAAUACAUUUGGUUCAUGUGCAUUGUUUACAAAGCAAAAAGAAAAAAGAGGAAAAAAAGGCAAAAAAUAUUGUGAAAGAAAAAAAACAACUUAAUAUAUUUUGGAUUAAUAUUUGGUAUUUCUUUUAAAGUAUUUUUUGUGCUGUGAACAUUUUCUGCCAAAGACCAUGAUGUGUGUCUGUAUGUUUAAGUUAUCGUAAAUAUUUAAAAUGUAAACAUGGCUGUUUUGUUAUGCCACCCUGUACCAGGAUUGCUGCCGCAUUCCACUGGGUAUAACAGUAUUUUAAUUAAAAAAAAAUAAUUAAAAGUGAUGUCUUUGCACAGGUGAGACUUUGCACUGAGGGAAGGGAAAGGGUGAGGAUUUUGGGGGGCCACCCAAGUCAUAGUCCAAUCUCUUCAAGGACCCAAGAUAGAAUUUAGGAAUUUUGUGAAGCUGCAUUAAGGAUAGAGUUGGAAUGAGGAUGUGGCUGGCAUUUUUCCCCUUUCAUAGAUAACAUUUCUUGAAGGCUGGGAGGGGAAGGAGGGCCUGGCAGAUGGCAGCCUCCCGAGGUAGGGCUGUGUUCUAAUCAGCUUUGUUCGGCCACACGCUGUGGUUAUCCACAGUGGGAGUGGGUGUCCAAAGAUGGCUUUAUCCUUCCCCCACUCCUUUUCCCACUCCCACCUAGCACAUAAAGUUUUGUCCGAAACCAUCCAGAAGGCCAGGCACCAUGCAGAGGACAUUCAAGAAUGUGCAUGUUCUUAGCCACCGCCUCCCUCCUUUGCUGUGACAUCACCACUCUUUCCUGAUGCUCAGGAAAGCAUAUUGCUCCAAUUCAAAAUUAAAGAAAGCCAUUCUCAGU
This is a messenger RNA of Homo sapiens (human), 4991 nucleotides long. It is a transcript of the gene AMOTL2, whose product is annotated as angiomotin like 2. Gene Ontology annotation, biological process: endothelial cell morphogenesis. Gene Ontology annotation, cellular component: bicellular tight junction; apical plasma membrane; podosome. The transcript is spliced from 10 exons. Gene Ontology annotation, molecular function: actin filament binding; protein-containing complex binding; identical protein binding. The record is from RefSeq and is marked reviewed. The coding region runs from base 118 to 2631 and encodes 837 amino acids. NCBI's taxonomy places the organism in Eukaryota, Metazoa, Chordata, Mammalia, Primates, Hominidae.